AUCUGGAUUUGCCUCCUCUCAUCAGCAGCACUCAGCAGAGAGAGGAAGAGCAAAGAAGAGAGGGAAACGACCUGAGAAGUAGGGACUAGCUUGUCGUGGCAUCCUCGUCUCUUACACAGAAUCAAUUCGGAAGAAAAAUAAAUCCACCCUCUCAUCCUCGCGCGCGCGGACAUCUGUGUUUCCAUUUCCUGACAGUCUUUCUUCCCUUUCUCGUUUGAUCCUGCCUUCUUUUGCCUCGGAUAUUAUGAGCUCCAGCUUGCUAGAAAACCCAGUGCAGGCGAUUCUGUACCUGCGGGAGCUUACAACCAUCGUCCAGAACCAGCAGAGUCUCAUCCAGACCCAGCGCGCCCGGAUAGAGGAGCUGGACCGGCGCGUAGACGAGCUCCUCGGAGAGAACAGGCACCUGCGGGACGUCAGAGUACAGCAGCAGCAUCCAUACCUCCACCACCAUCACCACCAUCAUCUCCCGGACCCCACCUACCUCCACCAUCACCACCAUCAGGAUCCCCAACCGAAGAACAGCGGAGCGGUUCUUCCAGACCAUGCCCCCGCAGCACCCGCACAGGUCGAGGCGCCCCCGGGAAUCCAGCCGCCGCCUGCUAAGCCCAUGGACCCGGGGGACAUGCAGCUGGUCCCCGCAGACCCGUCCACGAUUUCCCCCGUGGAAAGUGAGACGGAAAACGGGGGAAGUUGCGCCAGCUGCCGCUCUCUGGUUCCGAUGACCCCAGCUACCCUCUGCCGGUCCCUGACUCUGGCCCGGAAAUCCGAGAGUGAGACCGUGCUGCACCAGUUUUGCUGCCCAGCCCCCGAACACCCAGAAGCGGACGCCACCAGCUCGUCCGGCGGACAGAUGCUGAGCCUGGAGGACAGGACGUCCUCUAGCGGAGGAAAGGAGGUGGAGGGAAUCAAGAGGGAAGGGCCCAGCGAAUACGAGAUCAGCCUGGAGAACAAAAACAAACAGAUAGAGGAGUUAGAGCAGAAAUACGGAGGCCACAUCAUCGCAAGAAGGGCCGCCCGCCGCAUCCAGACGGCCUUCCGCCAGUACCAACUCAGCAAGAACUUCCAGAAGAUCCGGAACUCGCUAUCGGAGAGCAAGCUGCCCCGCCGGAUCUCCCUGCGCCACCCCAGCCCGUCGGGUCGCAGCAGAAAUGCAGCUCAGAGACACAGCUACACCCUCCACCCGGGAGGAGGGCAGAUCCCGUUACGCUCCAAAACUCCCCCUCCGCCUCCAUGCCGCUCCACCUCUCUGCCCCCGUCCCCCGCCUCCACCACGACAAACACUUCCACGUCUUCGACUCAAGGCCAGGCUCCACCUCAAACCCCCGGGCCGACUCUCACACAGCUGGAAGACUGCUUCUCUGAACAGCUUCACUCGUUGGCGCAGUCCAUUGAUGAUGCGCUUCGUGGUUGGAGCUUGUCAGAGAGCGGCGAGGGAAAGGGAUUGCUGAUGGACCCCGGGGCCCUUCGUGCAGCUGCCGAGAGCGCUUGUUUGCCUCGCAGUGCUAGUUCUCUGCUCAUGGCCUUCAGGGAUGUAACUGUUCACAUUGACAGCAAUAGCUCCUACACCAUCUCCUCCACCACCACCACCACCACCACCUCGCUGGGGAACGCCAGCGGUGGAGAACCUGGCAGCAGGAAGACCUCUGUUAGCGGGAUGGCUGGGGGAGGAGACGGACAGUCGAUGGAGGAGCCGGAGUUUCCCGCACCCCCUCCCAGUGAGGAGCUGGAAAUGGCCGAUCCGGGAUCCAGGAGGGGGUCUGCGGUGCCCUCUGCAGACCGUGCGGGAAUGGAGGGGGAGAGCAGCUCGGACAGAGUAGAGUCCACCUCCACUUCUACCUCUACUUCAACUUCCAUCUCCACCUCGGUGCAGUCCGAUCAGCAGCCGGGACAGGUUUACACCCAGUACCAACAGUACCACUACACCCACCCUCAGCAGAUCGCCGGGGGGCCAAGUCCUGACGCUGUGCAAGCUUUGGUGGUUUCUCUGCCACGGGACCGCUGCCAGGACCCAACCACCUGCCGCUCACCGACCCUGUCCACCGACACUCACAGAAAACGCCUCUACCGGAUCGGACUCAACCUUUUCAAUGUGAACCCAGAGAGAGGCAUCCACUUCCUGAUCACACGUGGGUUUGUCCCAGACACGGCCAUCGGAGUGGCCCACUUCCUGCUGCAGAGGAAGGGUCUGAGCCGACAGAUGAUUGGAGAGUUCUUGGGGAACAGCAAGCUGCAAUUCAACAGAGAUGUCCUGGACUGCGUUGUGGACGAGAUGGAUUUCUCCGGCAUGGAGCUUGACGAAGCGCUGAGAAAGUUCCAGGCUCAUGUUCGUGUUCAGGGAGAAGCACAAAAAGUGGAGAGACUCAUCGAAGCUUUUAGUCAGAGGUACUGCAUGUGUAAUCCCGACGUCGUUCAGCAGUUUCACAACCCGGACACCAUUUUCAUCUUGGCCUUCGCCGUGGUCCUCCUCAACACCGACAUGUACUCCCCCAAUAUCAAACCGCAUCGCAAGAUGGGCCUUGACGACUUCAUACGCAAUCUAAGAGGUGUGGAUGACGGAGCAGACAUCCCCAGGGAGAUGGUCGCAGGCAUUUAUGAAAGAAUUCAGCAGAGAGAGCUGCGCUCAAAUGAAGACCAUGUCACUUAUGUGAGCCGCGUGGAGCAGUCUAUCCUGGGCCUGAAAACGAUCCUUGCUGUGCCCCACAGACGCUUGGUUUGCUGCUGUCGUCUGUUCGAGGUCCCUGAUGCUAACAAACCUCACAAACAGAAACUGUCCCAGCUCCAGAGAGAGGUCUUCCUUUUUAAUGACCUGCUACUGAUCUUGAAGUUGUGUCCCAAAAAGAAAAGCUCAGCCUCUUACACCUUCUGUAAAGCUAUGGGGCUGCUGGGAAUGCAGUUUCACCUCUUCAGCAAUGAGUACUAUGCCCAUGGUAUCACCAUGAUGAGUCCAUUUACCUCAGAGAAGAAGCAGCUGGUGAGUUUCUGCUCUCCGAGCGGAGAGGAGCUCAGGAAGUUUGCAGAGGAGCUCAGAGAAGCCAUUGCAGAAGUCAAUGAGAUGGAGCAGAUCCACAUACAGUGGGAAUUGGAAAGGCAACAAGGCAUCCAGCCACACAGCUUACACACAAAUGGUGGACAAAUGGACAUGCACACAAUACACAGCUCCCCCUCAGGCCAGCAGGAUCCGUAUGAUAAAACCAGCAACAACAACACAGUAGAGGUGUCAAUUCACAACAGGCUGCAGACCUAUCAGCUGAGCCACCCCAGCAUUGAGCCCCCUCCCCUCGCCCUGACUGCGCCCCCCGCCCUGCUCAGCCCCGUCCAGCCCGGGGACCUCCGCCCAGAGACGCUCAUCCAAUGUCAGCAGAUCGUCAAGGUGAUCGUCGUGGACCAGAGUGGGCGGGGCCGGAUGGAGGCCUUCCUCAGCCAAGGCCCCGCCGCUCAUCAGCUCAUCCAGUCGGCCAUGUCGACGCCUGUCCGGGUCAGAGAGGGAGACGGGCCCCAACCCCCCUUACCGCCGCCGCCUCCUCCUUACAACCACCCUCACCAGUUCUGUCCACCCGACUCACCCAUGCCCCUUCACCACACCAUCCCCCUCACCCGGCGACGCAACUCCAGCGGCUCUCGCAGCAUUGUCUGAGCCAGGACCUUCACACCUGAACACUCUGAGCACAUUUUAAUACAAACCGCGUUGAGGCGGAGUCAGAAGAAGCAGCUCUGAUGCCACUUUAAAAGACUUCUGUUCCCGAGAUGUCAUCCGAUAACGGCCGUUUCCUCCCUCCUUUCAUCCAUUUUAACGUUCACUUUUAAAUGCCAGCGUCUGACAAAACGCUUCUGUGAGUGUGGACCGUGAACAGUGACAGAAAAAUCGACUUGAAGGGACACAGAGCUGGAAAACACUGAAGGACGCAGUUGUGCACAGUUUGCAUCAGGGCAACAGUUUUCACGUCUUUCAUCAUUUCGGCUCUCCUUUGUUAGGUGGUGCAUCGUGAGGAAUUAUUUCAGUGCAGCUAAUUAAUCUUUUUUUUUUCAUUCUGCAUAAUGUAAAAAAAAAAAAAAAAGUACGGUAACUUUUUUGGUUCUUUUCCUUUCUAGGGAACAAAUGAUUAGUAUGUGUGGAGCAGAUUAAAAUAACAGCCAUGUCGACCCUUUCAUGUGCAGUAACGUGAGCGCUUCUACUCACUAAAAACGUAAAGUCUGGGUGACAAUCAUGUUUCCAUUCUGUGUUCUGCUAAUCACGGGAGUGUUGCUCAGGAAGGACUGUGCUGCAAGUGUUUGUGUAUUUACCUCUGAGCUGCAAUAAGAGCAAAACGCUUCUGUUACUGUGUUAGCUUGCUUACUUGUGGGGUUGGUAUGUUAUUUGGACUAAAGGCCCCUCCAAAAAAAGAAAAAAAGAAAAAAAGAAAUACAUUUUGCACAAUUGCCCUUAUAUGUAAACUAAUGGGAAAGUUAUUUUUGGAUUGAGGCCACACGGAAAUAAGUAUAAAAAAAACGUUUAUUGACUUCAUUUCUGUGUUCAGUGUUGGCGGUACAGGCUUGAAUCAAUGCGUAGAGCAUCACACAGAAAGUCCUUUUUUUCAUUUUUUUCCUCCACAGAAUAUAUUGGACAUAUUGUAAAUAGAUAUAGAUUUAUUCUGAAAAAGUGAUUGCAUAGUGUGUGUAUCUACGUAUGUAUUUGUACAGAGAAAAAUCUAGUUUAAAGAAGAAAAAAAAAAAGAAAACUAUAAUUAUUAUAGCUACUAUUCACAAAGUAAUUUAGGGAGUGAACUAAACGCUACCGCCCCUAUAUGAGAGCCAGAAACAGGCAGCUUUUAUAGAAUAUACUCCAGUUGCCAUGGUAACAAGUCACUGACAUUACAACUGAUCAAAAUUCAUCAAUCGAUUACCGCAUUAUGUCAUUACGAAGCGACGACUGUGUCACCUGUGAAGGUGUGUAAAGGGCUAUGUUUUAUUGGUCAACACAGUAAACACACACCCAUACAUGACACACACACACACGUGCACACACUGACCUACACAACAUCUGCAUAGCUGCCAAAGCAACAAUAAACACACUUCCUGCUCGGCUUGUCCAGUCAGCAGUCCCACUUUAUUUACUCUAGACUAUAAACAGCAUGUUUUCUUUUGUUUACGUCCAGAACACGGGAGGAGCUUGAUCCUAUGCUUGUGCCAUCAUUGUGGGGCAUGUUGGGUUGAUUGAUGUCAUUUUCUUCUCUCCUUCUCUAUUUGCUCCUUGCUUCCUGCCCUUUUCCCCAUGUCUUCUCUGUGGUUGUCAUGGAGAUGCACCAAUCUGCAUUCUCGCCGGAGCACCUUCAUUUAAUCUUUGCACCCUCACAAUAUUUUAGAGAUGGAAAUUUCUUAAAGAGCAACAUAUUUAUUAAUGGAAUUUCUAAUUUUUUUUCUGUUUGAAGAGAAUAAAAGAAUAAAGUAGUUUUUACUCUCA
Messenger RNA from Oryzias melastigma (Indian medaka), 5437 nucleotides. It is a transcript of the gene iqsec3b, whose product is annotated as IQ motif and Sec7 domain ArfGEF 3b. Gene Ontology annotation, molecular function: protein binding; guanyl-nucleotide exchange factor activity. Lineage: Eukaryota; Metazoa; Chordata; Actinopteri; Beloniformes; Adrianichthyidae. The transcript has 15 exons. Bases 245 to 3634 code for a protein of 1129 amino acids. The record is from RefSeq and is a predicted model, not a curated record. Gene Ontology annotation, biological process: actin cytoskeleton organization; regulation of ARF protein signal transduction.